Molecule: messenger RNA, 1557 nt
Organism: Cucurbitaria berberidis CBS 394.84
Lineage: Eukaryota; Fungi; Ascomycota; Dothideomycetes; Pleosporales; Cucurbitariaceae
Product: cytochrome P450 2D18
Exons: 5
Coding region: 1-1557 (518 amino acids)
Molecular function (GO): oxidoreductase activity, acting on paired donors, with incorporation or reduction of molecular oxygen; monooxygenase activity; heme binding
Source: RefSeq, a predicted model, not a curated record
AUGCGUCCUCUUAUCACAACUUUCUGCGGGCUCAUUGCUAUUCUCUGUGUUCUGUUUCUUGUUCACAAGCUCCUCCGUUUUGGGCAUCGAGACAAACGUCUGCCACCUGGACCACCUACUAUCCCAAUACUGGGCAAUGCACAUCUCAUUCCGUCCCAUGGCCUGCAUCUGAAGUUCAAAGAAUGGAGCGACAAAUAUGGGAAUAUAUUCUCUCUCAAAAUUGGUGCGGGCACUGUCAUUGUUCUGAGCGACCGCCGGGCUGUCCAUGACCUUAUUGGCAAGAGGAGUGCUAUCUACUCUGAGAGACCACUUGACAACAAUUCCGAAGUUGCCUUUGGUGGCGAGAACUUUGCUUUUCUGCAUGCGACCCCUUCGUGGCGAGCCCAAAGGAAAGUUGCAUCUCAAUAUUUGGCACCAAAAUCUAUUGAUGACAAGAUUGCACCUAUUCAGGAGGCCGAGACUUGCCAGUUGGUGCACGAUCUGCUAGAGACACCAGAUCAAUUCUUCGCCCAUAUCAAACGUGUCACGGCCUCGAUAGCAGCUAUUGCCAUUUUUGGAUUUCGCGCUCCGACCGUUGAUAGCCAUUGGACCACUAUUAACCCAACCUGUGAGCCUGGUAGCUACCUUCCAAUCGAACAGUUCCCGAUUCUUAAAUACAUUCCCGACCGUUGGGCACCCUCUAAGGCUCGCGCAAAGCACUGUUACAGGGCCGUGACUGCUAUAUGGGUGGACGCUCGGAAACGGGUCGAAAAACGACGUCAGAACGGCGAUGAACGCAGUUCCAUGGCUGACAGGGUGCUUUCUGGGGAGGUGAAAUUUGAUGUACCAUUGACCCCUACCCAGCUGAGUAAUUUCUUUGGCACACUUCAUCAGGGGGGUGCCGAUACGACAUCUAGCAUGGUAUUAACACACGUUCUAUACCUAGCCAAGCAUCCCUUAGUUCAACACAAGGCAAGACUAGAGCUUGACUGCGUCUGUGGAACGGAAAGAAUGCCCACUUGGGCAGACUUUAAGGAUCUCCCCUACAUAAACUGCAUCAUUAAAGAAGGCUUGCGCCUACGGCCAGUUUCCCCUGUCGGCGUUCCGCAUCGAGUGAGCCGCGAUGACUGGUUCGACGGCUUGCUUAUCCCGAAAGACGCAACAAUCUUCUUCCCUCCACACGCAUUAAAUUCUCCAUUUGAGGACCCGGAGACGUACAACCCAGACAGAUUUCUUGGCCGUCCAAAACUUGCAAUGGACUAUGCUGGAAGUCCGGACUACAUGAACAGAGAUCACUAUGCGUACGGCGGCGGGCGGCGCAUCUGCGUUGGUAUUCAUCUCGCCGAGCGUAUGCAGUGGCGCAUCGUAGGAAAACUGCUUUGGGCGUUCGAAAUCAAGCCAGCCGUUGAUGAAGAGACCGGAAAGUCCGUCAACCUCGAUCUGGAUGCGUACGUGGACGGGUUUUUGAUGCAGCCGGCGCCGUACAAAGUUCGCUUCACGCCAAGAAGUGAAAAGCAUGCUAGGAUUAUCCAGCAGGAUUUCAAGAACAUAGAAGAUUUCCUAAAGAAGUGGGAAUGA